AUCCACGCAAUGUAACGUAAACAAACAUUAUUUACCCACGUGUGCAUGUAUGGAAGUCGAAUUCAAUCGAAAACAUGACGCAAUUUUUUGACCUAAAUUUGAUAGAUAAUCGGUUUGACGAGAAGAGAAAACAAAGAGCAAUCGCUAGAGCAGCAAGAUUGGGAUAUGAAGUGGUUGCAAUUGAUCAUAGGCAGAAGAAGCUGGAUCGCAAAUCAAAGAUCCCAAGUGCCCCUGAGAGGUCAAAGCAUGUUGAAAGUGACCAGCUAAAGGCUCAAGGGAAGGAACUGAAGGUCCUCUCAAGAUUAACUGUGACCUUAGAUGAUUCUGCACAAACCAUUGUCCUGCGAUCUGAUAGCACAUCAACCUACGAUAUUCUGGCAGUUGAGCCCACCACUGAGAAGAUGUUUCACAAGGCAUGCACAGAGCUUGAGAUUGAUAUCAUCUCAUGUGAUAUGACUACAAAGCUGCCUUUCUACUUCAAAUAUCACUCCAUAAAACCAGCUCUUGAGAGAGGAGUAAAGUUUGAGAUCUGUUAUUCACCAGCCAUUCGAGACACUAGUUUACGAAGAUAUCUGUUCCAUAACGCUUUGGACCUUGUUAGUGUUACCAAAGGCAAGAAUAUUAUCUUGAGCGGUGCAGUUGAAAAUGCAAUGGAGAUACGAGGACCUCAUGAUGUUGCCAAUUUAGGAAACUUGUUUGAUUUGAGUGAGGAUAAAGCAAAAGCUGCCAUCUCUACCAACUGUCAGUCAGCACUCGUCCAUGCAUUUACCAGGAACUGCACUGUGAGGUCUGCGAUGUCUGUGCAGAAAGUAACGGAAUUAGCUCCCAGUGAACUUUGGAAGGUGAAGGCUAGCCUGGAAGCCAGUGGUUUAUCUGUGGAGUGGCUCAGAGAGAUGGAGGCAAAGACUGCCAAAAAGCCUGUGAGCCAGGAAAGAACUCCUGGGGAGGAGCCUAAAGAGAAGAGACAGAAGCAGAGGUGACACUCCUUAUUAUAGAUACACUUCAUAGACUUGAAUUUCUAGCUUUUACUUCUGAAAGCUUAUUGAAAUAGCAAAAGCAGAGUGCAUUAUGAUCUGGUUGCAGAUUCAUAACCCAAUAUGAGUAAAUCUACACCUACCCUAAUCCAAUGUUGGAGACGGUAACAUUCACCUGGCAUCAGACGAGUCAGGACAUGUUCAUGGCCAGAUAUGAUUCCAGGGGUGUGUUUCACAAAGAUUUAGGCCUCAUUAAAGAUCACACUUUUCCCUUUGCGUGUUGCAUGUAAUGCAUCACUGCAUUUAGUCAGACACAAUUCUUUGUGAAACCUUCCCUGGAACCUGAGAGUAGAAAGUUACAUUGGAAUCUGAAUGUGUUUGAUGGAUGUAGAGGUCUCACUCUAAAGAAAUUGAGCCAAACCACAAAGUGCUGUAUGAUUGUCAUACGAGAGGCAGACUGAUUUUCAAGCAGAAAAUAGAAAGAUAUCGUGAGUGGGGGGGGGGGGCCAACAUGGCUUUAGAUUUUUUGUAAGCCCUCAAUACUGGAUAAUUUUAGAUGUUUGUUAAUUAAUCAUUAAUUAGACAAGAUAAGACAAAUCUAACAUUGCUACUCAUAAAUUGAUUUACUAAUUAACUGUGAGGUGAAAUGUAUUCUGUAAGUAAGUAAGCUUCAUGUAUUUAUGUUUUUUAUUUUGUGAAAGAAGAGGAUCCAAAACUUAUAUAAACAAAAUAUAAUGCAAAUCUUCAUUCAUCCAAUAUGCAAUCUAUCUGCUCUUGCCGAGCCAGUGUUCAAUCCACUAGACUCGGCCUGAAAGCUUUACGCAAUAAUUUGAUUAGAGACCAAUCUCGUUUUCAGAUAUAGAUCGCAUAAUAAAAUCAUAAAGCAUUCAUUUCUUGAAUACUACUAUUGCAACU
Messenger RNA from Lytechinus pictus (painted urchin), 1889 nucleotides. Its product is annotated as ribonuclease P protein subunit p30-like. The coding region runs from base 75 to 980 and encodes 301 amino acids. Gene Ontology annotation, biological process: tRNA processing. Gene Ontology annotation, molecular function: RNA binding. NCBI's taxonomy places the organism in Eukaryota, Metazoa, Echinodermata, Echinoidea, Temnopleuroida, Toxopneustidae. The transcript has 9 exons. Gene Ontology annotation, cellular component: nucleolar ribonuclease P complex. The record is from RefSeq and is a predicted model, not a curated record.